AUGAAUGAACAAAAUUUUGGUCAAAUUGAAAUGCCUCCUCGUGAUGAUUCUUUUGUUAGACUUUAUCAGAAUAUGAAAAGUGAACUAGAAAAUGUAUUAGUUAAGAUGAAAGAAAUAUUUGAAGAAAGAAAACAUGAUGAAGAGGUUGCGUUACUUGCUGAAAACGAUGAUUUACUUUGUCAACGGGAGGAUAAUGAUGGAGAUAUUACUCCAAGACAUGUACAUCUAUCUUUAAAUAAUGAUCCACAAUCAAUGGUAUUUGCAUGGAUUACAUUUGGAAAUCUUCCACCAUCAAGUAUUCCAAUCGUUAAAUAUGGAAAAGAUAAUAAUAACUUGGAAAAUACUGUAACAGGAAGUUAUUCUAUAUUUAUUUAUAAUGGUGUUAUUAGAUAUAUGUACCGAGCAACAGCUACAAACUUAGAAUAUAAUACAAGAUAUUACUAUACUGUUGGUAGUGAAGGAAAUUUUAGUAAAAUUUUUACUUUUAAAACAUUUCCACAAGAUCUUGGUAUUGUAAAUGAUGUCUCAAUGAUACCACUUCGAACAGCUGGUCUUCGUGGAGAUUUUGAUAUGAUUAUUCAUGUUGGUGAUUUAGCUUAUGAUCUUCAUACAAAUAAUGGUGCAUUAGGUGAUCAAUAUAUGGAAUUAAUGGAACCACUUAUAUCAUCAAUGCCAUAUAUGGUAAUAGCUGGUAAUCAUGAAUAUGAUUGGAAGGCAAAAAAUUUUGAAAAUUAUGAACGAAGAUUUUAUAUGCCAAAAAAUGGUGAUGGAAAAAAUCAGUACUAUUCAUUUGGUGUUGGUCCAAUACAAUUUAUUGGUGUUUCAACUGAAUUUUAUGGAUUUUUCUAUGAUUUUGGAAUUCAACCAGUUCUUGAUCAAGCAUCAUGGUUAGAAAAAGAACUUCAAAAAGCUAAUCAAAAUAGAAAUAAUAAACCAUGGGUAAUGACUUAUCAACAUAGACCAUUCUAUUGUUCCAAUGAAAAUUCAAUGGAAUGUGAUGCCUUUGAAAAUCUUGUCAUACGAACAGGAUACCUUAAUAUGCCAGGUUUGGAACCAUUAUAUGGAAAGUAUGGAGUUGAUAUCAAUUGGUCUGGUCAUGAACAUUCAUAUGAAAGAAUGUUCCCAGUUUUUGAUAGACAACUUUAUAAUCAAGAUAGUGAUCCUUAUCAUAAUGCUAAAGCUACUACUUAUAUAAUUACUGGAAGUGCUGGUUGUCAUUCUUAUCAAGCUAAAUUUGGUAACCCUUCACCAUUUAGUGCUAAAAGAUUAAAUAAGUAUGGUUAUACAGUUAUGCAUAUAAAAAAUAUGACACAUUUGUAUUUUGAACAAAUUGAUACACAAGCAACAGAAACAAAUACUGUAGUUGAUAGUUGGUGGAUGUCAAAAGAUCUUGAUUAUGUUAUUAAUGAUGAAAAUAUACUACAGUUCCUAGAUUUAUAA
Molecule: messenger RNA, 1440 nt
Organism: Strongyloides ratti
Lineage: Eukaryota; Metazoa; Nematoda; Chromadorea; Rhabditida; Strongyloididae
Product: Iron/zinc purple acid phosphatase-like protein
Exons: 5
Coding region: 1-1440 (479 amino acids)
Molecular function (GO): acid phosphatase activity; metal ion binding
Source: RefSeq, a predicted model, not a curated record